This is a messenger RNA of Nicrophorus vespilloides, 1700 nucleotides long. RefSeq names its product cysteine-rich protein 2-binding protein (gene Atac2). Gene Ontology annotation, molecular function: acyltransferase activity, transferring groups other than amino-acyl groups. The transcript is spliced from 8 exons. Bases 81 to 1700 code for a protein of 539 amino acids. NCBI's taxonomy places the organism in Eukaryota, Metazoa, Arthropoda, Insecta, Coleoptera, Silphidae. The record is from RefSeq and is a predicted model, not a curated record.
UUCAAUAUACAAAUAUUUGUAAUAUUUGUAUAAUGCAUGGCUCACUCUGAUAAAUUGACUGCAACAAUUUUAAUACAAAAAUGGAAAGUAAUAAUUUGUGUUGCAAAUAUUGUAGUGAAAGUGUAGAGGAUUUAACUGCAGAAGGUUUGAAAUGUAUCGAAUGUAAUGAAUACGUUCACGUUAAUUGCCUGAAAAGAGGUUCAGUGCCUGGUGGAUUAUUUGGAGAUAUAUUUUACACGUUCGUGUGCAUAAACUGCACGAAAACAGAUCAAGAAACGUUUGUUCGGGAUCGAAUGCCAUGGUUCCAAGCAAUUGUAUUAGUUCUGCAUCACAUAAACAAAAAGAAUCCUGGACUGGCUCGCAAAGGAUAUUUCCAUUGGAAAAUGCAUUUGGCUACACUCAUUGAUAAACAUUGGGAUAUAAUAUUCCCUAAAGAUUUCAAGAGAAAAAAGAAAUGGAUUGGUACAGUCUCCGGAACGUUAUCACAUUAUAGUCCUCACUUUUUUCACUCUGGAACUGCUAUUUUUGGAGAACAAGGCUGGUGGACGUUGACAUUUCCAAAACUAACACCAAAUACAAUCAUGAAAAUUAACAGUGAAUUUUUGUUGAGAAAACAAAAAAGUAAAGGUUCACCAUCGGCGACAUCUGAUUUUAAUAUAGUCAAUGACAUAAUCAAAUUAAAAAUCUUAACCACUGAUUUCCAACAAUCAGUUUUUGAUAAUAUAACCGUAGAUCAAAAUGAAGAAAUUGUGAUAGAUGAGACUCCAAUAAAUGUAACUUCAUAUUCUGAUGGUUCAGAAUCUGCAGCACCUAUCAAUGUUAGUAAUAACAAAUUGAAAAAAAUAUUACUUCCAACUGUUGACUCUUACAAUGAGUGUUCCAAAAAGUUAAUGAAAACUAAUGCUGGGGCAAGAAAACCAGUAGCUGAUAUACCAAUUUUUGAAGUUAAACCAACGUUGAAAGAGAUUGAGGAAGAGAAGAUUAGGAAAGUCGAGAAAAUAUCGAUAACGUUUAUGGAUCCUAUGUGCCAUUACAAUACUUCACUGAAAAAAAUCUGCGUUAACGAAGGGCUACAAAUUCGUCAUAAGAUAAUGGGUAAUAUAAGGGAAGACACGAUAUUAUCUCCCUACUCUAGUCUAUACUUAAAACCGUACAUUCGAAGGGAUGUAGCAACAACCCCGACUUGGUUGAAAAUGAUGGCAGAAGUAUUGAUCAAGAGCAACAAAAGUGAUUCCAAUUACGUGUUACCUGCACGUUCUUCCGUAGAUUACGUUUAUGUUCAGCCCUCUCAUAUACCGGCCAUAAAUAGUCUGUGCAAUCAAUUCUUCUGGCCAGGAAUAGAUUUGACUGAUUGCCUACAGUAUCCAGAUUUUAGUUGCGUCGUUCUUUAUAAAAAGCUGAUCAUUGGAUUUGCGUUUAUAGUUCCUGAUGUUAAGAUACAUGAAAAUUAUAUAUCCUUUGUGUUUGUUAGGCCGCAAUGGAGGAAUUGCGGUAUCGGUCGAUUCAUGAUCUAUCAUCUCAUACAGACGAGUAUGGGAAAGGAUAUUACUCUACACGUAUCUAUCAAUAAUCCUGCUUUAUUUCUCUAUCAGAAAUUCGGAUUUAAAGUGGAGCACGUCGUGCAAAAUUUCUAUGAAAAAUAUUAUCAAAAAAAUUCGAAAGAAUCGAAACAUGCAUUUUUCUGCCGGCUAGAAAGAUAA